CGUCAUUAAGUGUCGCACCAGAGCUGCCAUGUUUGCUGCUGCGACGCGUGUCUGCUAUUGCGGCUCUGCUGCAUGUGCCCUACGUUUAGGAAAAUGAUACUUGUUAUAAUGGGAGUUUCCGGGACUGGGAAGUCCUCAGUGGGGAAAUACAUCUCAGACAAGCUUGGAUGGACCUUAUAUGAAGGAGAUGAAUAUCACCCCAAAGAAAACAUAGAAAAAAUGUCCCGCGGUGAACCUCUUACCGACCAGGACAGGACUCCGUGGUUGCUACAACUGCAUGACAUAAUCCAAAGAGAACUUUCAUCCGGGGCCAGUAGCAUUGUAAUAUGCUCCGCGCUGAAGAAAAGCUACAGACAGAUGCUCUUGUUUGGAUCCGCUCCCCAACCUCGAGCGUGUCAGCAUGAGAUGGUGGACAGGGUCUGCUUCGCCUUCCUCCACGGUGACUUUCAGCUCAUACACCAGCGGCUGUCGGCACGGAGGGACCAUUUCAUGUCCGCUGAUCUGCUGAGGUCUCAGUUUGAUGCACUGGAGCCCCCCACGGACGUAGAGAAUGCUUUUGCUGUGGACAUUGAAAAAAGCAUCCCUGAAGUCUCCUCUCAGAUAGAGAGGAUCAUUUCAGCUCGUCUGCAAACAUAGAGAGGUACAAGAAGCACGGCACUCACAAGAAAUGGCCUGCCUGCAAUUAUGGGAUUUUUUUUGGCUGGUGAUUGCAAAGAAAAGCAGUGUUUUUGGAUGUGUCCUGUUUCAAUGAGGAUGAGCACCAAUCAGAAACAAGCUACAGUGAUGUCACACUUAACAGGGUUCCCAUAAUUAUUUUUUUAAAUCUGACAACCAUAAGGAAUGUAUUAUGAAGGUAUAACAGCAGUACAUGCCGUACAUUUUUAAUUGCCCUUUCAUUGAAAUCAUAGUUUGAUUAACUAAGGCAGCAGUACGAACUCUGCGCUAAAGUUGUCUUCUCUUACCAUGUUAGAUGUGUCAUGGCUGACAGUCUGGAGUCACCUGUGACACAGAUAGAGUUGAUCAUAGUCAUGCAUUAAAUACUGAUGAGUCCCCAUCAACUUUGGAAUAAUCAAUUAGUUUUCUAUUAGCAGUACAAAUAGAACAAGUAUGCAGAACUACAGUUUACAUUUUGAAAAGUGGGUUGAAGGUUUGGGUUCAUGUAAAACAAGGUUGCUAUGCCACCUCUGUAUUACAAAAAGAUUAACUGGUUUUGUAUUUCAGUAUUAGUCCAAAAAUGAAAUUAUUUGGCAUUUGGUCAUCUUAUAACAACACAAUGAUACUACACAUUUAAUCUAAUGAUGUCACAAAUCAAUAUAUAAUAUACAAUUAUAUUAAAAAUGCAUGUUUAUUUACAUGAUUUGGGAGCUGCUUUUAUCCAGAGCAAUGCAGAAUUUAGGAAGCCGAGUCAGCCAGCCCCUGUAGCAGCUGGGGUUAAGGCCCCAGUGGUGACAUCACUCCGGAUUCACACUAGCGGCCUUCCAAACACAGACACAAACUCCUAGCCUGCAGAGCCACACAACGCCCUGUAUGUUCCGGUACAAUUUAAACAAAUCUUCGUAGAGAUACCUGUAAUGUUUGCAAUUUAUCAAAUUUACCAGUAGCCCGGGACAGGUGCUCCAGUGGAUGAAAUUAUAUAAUGAGGAAGUACAGCCCUGUUUUAGCUGUGAUUGGUUUUGCAAAGUAAUAUUUAUAUCUGUGUUGUACAAUAAUGCCUGGCUGGACUGGCCAUCUGGCAUUACCCUGCAGGUUCCAGGUGGGCCAGUGGUCAUGUGGGCUGGCAAAACUUAUCCUGGAUACGGCCUGGUUGGCAAGAUUCAUCAUGGCUCAUAAAUGAUGUGUGUGUAUAUAUAUAUUAUUAUUAUUUUUGCAACAUGCAUAGAUGGAGUGGAUGAUAUCAUUUCGCAAAAUAAAUGGUUCACUGGUAAUACAGUGAAAUGCAGCAUA
This is a messenger RNA of Paramormyrops kingsleyae, 1944 nucleotides long. RefSeq names its product IDNK gluconokinase. NCBI's taxonomy places the organism in Eukaryota, Metazoa, Chordata, Actinopteri, Osteoglossiformes, Mormyridae. Gene Ontology annotation, cellular component: cytoplasm. Gene Ontology annotation, molecular function: gluconokinase activity. The record is from RefSeq and is a predicted model, not a curated record.